AUGGAGGUGCCCAAGGAUAAACAAGACUUUGCGCGUUGGGUGGCAUGCUGCGUCGACGCAAAGCACUUUUACGCGUUUUUCUACGAGCCCAGUGCACGCGACAUGGUCAUUAUCGAAAUAGCUCGCGAGUGUCCCCAGCUCGAUCGCUUAAUCGGUGAGCAUCGCUGUAGGGAGUUCUUCAAGAAUUCAUCCAAACAAGAACAGGAUCAAGUCACCAAGGUUUUUUUAUUGCACUUAUAG
Messenger RNA from Suillus bovinus, 240 nucleotides. RefSeq lists its product as uncharacterized. The transcript has 2 exons. Bases 1 to 240 code for a protein of 79 amino acids. The record is from RefSeq and is a predicted model, not a curated record. Lineage: Eukaryota; Fungi; Basidiomycota; Agaricomycetes; Boletales; Suillaceae.